UUAGGUAUAUUUUUAUACUCUUUAAAUAUGUGAAAUGGGAGCUGUUCGCCCCAAGUCUUUUCUACUUGGUGGACUUGUCACUUCUUUUACAUGGAUUGUGAUACUUUAUCUAUAUCUUACCUCAAUGCAGCAGGAUACAAAACUGCUCAAUCCUGCAUCCAGUGCAGCCAGCAGAGGAGUUGUGAAGAAGACAAUGCAGAAGCCUUCAUCAUCAUUUCCUUACCCUAUCAUUGAUCCUGUCUUAGGCCCGGCUCUAGACACCAACAUCGCUGUAGAUGGUUAUAUCAUCAAUACUUCUAAACACAAUGAACUCAAACUGAGUCCAGAAAAAUUAGAAUUCCGCAGAAAGCAGAAGGAGAAAUAUUUGAAGAAGAAACAUUCUCUUCUGUAUUCUCUUAAUAGUCUUUCAUCAGAUAAUCUUUUUCAUAGUCAAAGAGAUGACAGGGACAAGAUAGGAAAAUAUCCUAUGAGUUGGAAUGCAAAGACUGCUUUGGAGUCUCUUAAAGAUAGACUCAAGUCAAAACAGUUCAACCGGAUUCCCGAGAAUUCAGUCAUGAGAACAGAAGCUGCUUCCAUGCAGAGUGGUGGUAUCGCAGAUAUUGGGAUGGUGCACACUAUUGAAGAGCAACAGAUGAAAGAAAAUGGCUACAGUUUACAUGCCUUCAAUACACUCAUCUCCUCAAGGUUGCCUUCCAAUCGCUCAAUCCCAGACACCCGGCACAAGAGGUGCCACAAUAUCACAUAUCCUGACAAAUUACCUGCUGCAUCCAUUGUAAUCUGCUUCUUCAGAGAAGAUUUAUUGACCCUUCGGCGCACUGUAGAGUCUGUGCUGCUGCGCACUCCGUCAAACUUGCUGCAUGAAAUUAUUCUUGUUGAUGACACUGAUGACAGUGCCUACCACUCGGAAGUAUCAACAAUGGUAUCGGCUCUACGCGACGGUGCUGACAAGAUAUCUGUUGUGAAGCUGCUCAGCACAAGCAAGAGAGAAGGGCUCAUUAGGGCACGUGUGAUGGGUGCCCGUGCUGCUACAGGGCAGGUGCUGGUGUUUCUGGACAGCCACGUUGAAGUGAACGUUGGCUGGCUGCCUCCUCUGCUGGCGGUGGUCGCUGAGAACCAAACCCAGGUUGCUAUGCCCAUCAUCGACCUGAUCUCUCCGGACACUUUCACAUACCGUGAGUCCCCCCUGGUGCGCGGUGGGUUCAACUGGGGACUGCACUUCAAGUGGGACAGCAUCCCCAUGGAGCACUUUGCUGACAAGAACAACUUUGCCAGACCUGUCAUGUCCCCGACGAUGGCCGGAGGGCUGUUCGCCAUCAGCCGCGUCUACUUCACGGAGCUCGGCGAGUACGACACCGGCAUGGAGGUCUGGGGCGGGGAGAACCUCGAGCUCUCCUUCAGGUUAUGGCAGUGCGGAGGGAGCUUAUGGCUGGUGCCGUGCUCCAGGGUAGGCCAUGUGUUCCGCCAGCGACGUCCAUAUGGCGACGGCGACAGCGACACUAUGUUGCACAACUCCCUCAGACUAGCGCAUGUCUGGAUGGAUGACUAUAAGGACAAUUUCCUGCGGCUGCACCCGAACGCCUACAGCGUUGACUAUGGCGACAUCAGUGAGAGGCAGGCGCUGAGGCAGCGGCUGCACUGCAAGUCCUUUGCUUGGUACCUCGAUAAUAUAUACCCCAGCCUCUCUCAGAAAGGAGACCCCAGCAGCAGCGACACGGACGCCCUGCACGCCUACGACGCCAACUGGAGGUUCAGCCACCGCAAAAAUAUUGACAAAGUUCGGCUGCGGCUGUUUGGCAGCAGCGAGGCAGCGGGCCUCUGCGUCGAGGCUGAGGAGACCAUACAGAGACGUGGCUCCCUGCUGGUGCUGGCGCCUUGUGUUGAAGAAUUCCCGAAACAGGAGUUCCACCGUAGCAGUGCAGGGGAGUGGGUGUUGGGGGGCUCGCUGUGCCUGCAGGCGCACCACUACACGCCCUCCAUCACCAAGUGCCACCUGCUCAGCGGCAACCAGGACUGGUCCACCAGAACACUCAAAGAACUGAAUAUUGCAGCCGAGACCACAUCUAAUACCCAGUACAAGAGUGAGGUCAGCACGGCUAGUUUGAUUUCCUUGCCUGACCAAAAUGCGCCCUCGCCUGACCAAAAUGCGCCCUCGCCUGACCAAAAUGCGCCCUCGCCUGACCAAAAUGCGCCCUCGCCUGACCAAAGUGCGCCCUCGCCUGACCAAAAUGCGCUCUCGUCUGGCCAAAAUGCGCCCUCGUCUGACCAAAAUGCUCUCUCGUCUGGCCAAAAUGCGCCCUCGUCUGACCAAAAUGCUCUCUCGUCUGACCAAAUAACCCGCAACGACGACAAGGAAGUUGUUCUUUACAAUCAGGCGACCGGGCUAUGCUUUAUA
This is a messenger RNA of Hyalella azteca, 2392 nucleotides long. RefSeq names its product polypeptide N-acetylgalactosaminyltransferase 11. Lineage: Eukaryota; Metazoa; Arthropoda; Malacostraca; Amphipoda; Hyalellidae. The transcript is spliced from 15 exons. The record is from RefSeq and is a predicted model, not a curated record. The annotation marks the transcript as partial. Gene Ontology annotation, biological process: regulation of Notch signaling pathway. Gene Ontology annotation, molecular function: Notch binding. Gene Ontology annotation, cellular component: Golgi apparatus.